AUGAGAUAAACACCAUUUUAAAGUGCUGGUCAACAAAGUUUCAAUAAUCCUGCAAUGCAAAUGGUAUCUCCACCAUCGUAACUGAAUUCUUUUAUGAACGAUUACGAUUAAUUAGUUAGGCCUGGUGAAACCACAAAUAGAAGACCAAGAUCAAGAGAGUUGGAUAUGAUGAAUUUGUUACUGAUUGGCAGUAUGAAUAAAGGAGAUAAAAGAAGCGGUCUGGAGGGUCUAGAUUAGUUUUUUGGUUCUACAAAUGCAACAUAAUAAUCAAUGACAACUACUAAUAGUCUAGCCAAUUUUGGUUAAUAGUUACUAGGGUAAAAUUUUGGGAUGAGUCCAUUCGAUCCGCUUAUGCCAAACUCUUAGCCAAGGGAUUAGAGAUCUAUGCCUAUAAUGCCUAUGCCUUAACAAUUUCCAAUGCAACAACCAUAAUUACCAAUGCAACAACCGUAAUUUCCAAUGCAACAACCGUAAUUCCCUAUGUAGUAGCCAUAAUUUCCUUUUCAAUAACCAUAACUCCCUUUUUAAUAAUAGUAAUUCCCUAUGCAAUAACAAUAAUUUCCUCUAUAGCAGCCACCACAACUUCCAUUCAAUUAAUAAUUUAAUUCGCCAAAUCAAUAGAUCAAAAAUUAAGAGAAGUUGCUUAUUAAUGGGCAGAUGGGUGUGACUGUGAAUCAAACCACUCAACAGCCUCCUGAAUUGCAGGAACAACCGAAGAAUAGGAUCAUCGAUUAUAUUGCGAGAUAAAAUGAAGUUCUGGAAAAAUUAACAAAAAACAUGGCAUCAUAGAGGGAGAAGGAGAGUCAGGAUGAGAAGCAGAAACUCUUGGAGAGAAUGAAGAAAUUGGAAGUUUAGAAUGCUUAAGAUGCCUUUUAUAAUGAUAUGUAUGAUGAAGUACCUCCUCACAUGAGAUAAGGUUAAUAAUUUAAACCUCCUCCAGGUUAUUAGUAUCAACCUUAUUUUUAAUAAUAGAAUUUAUAUUAACAAUAAUUUCCAACGAUGCCAUAUCCUGAAAAAUAAAAAUCAAAGUAGCAAACAUUGUAAAUGUUGAGGAUGUUAAAGCAACUUGUAAUAAAAACAAUUUAAAUUUAAGAAAAUAACAAAUCAGAGAAAGAAGAACAAAAAGAAUAAGAAAUAAUUAGAUUUGGAGGAAAUUAUUAAUGAUCAAGCAGAAGUGGAUUCUUUUACGAGUGAAGAAAGCGAUCCGGAGCCCAGAGUAGUAUAAAAGCCAAGAAUACUAAAACCAAGGCCAAUUCCACCGCCUCCUACUUACGAUCCAACAGAUGACAAAAUCUAAUUAAAAAAAUUGAUACAGUAUUCUUUUUAUUCUAAUAACAGAACUCGAGGAAAGAGGAAACUAUAUUUGUGCUUCAUUAUAUUAUUUUUCUAUGUUUGGAAGUACAGAGAAAUGAAGAAGAUAAUAAAAGCCAAGAAAGAUUUCGUUAAUAAGGAGGGACCUGAGAUUCUCCAAAAAUUCAUGGACGAUACUCAUAGUUUCUAUCUGAGGGUGUUGAAAACUGUUAUCGAAGAGAUUCUUCAACCUAAACUAAAUAUUUAGAUAGUUCCAAAACCAAAGUAAAAGAUUUCGCCCAAUCAAAUGAAUCAGAAUAUCAAAAAAUUAAAGGAGAUCCUAAAGAAAGUAUUUGAUGGUGUGACUGACAAUGCGAAUGAAACUGAUUUUACUGAGAAUAUGUUAGUUUACUUGAACAGCAUCACAUGUGAAUAUGCAUAUCUAAUGGACAGUUAACAUCUGAGAUUUGAAAUCAAUAGGUUGAAUUUCACAUAUCAUGGAUCGUUGAAAAAUAUGGAACAGAAGAAAUAAUUCAUGAUGAUUGUGGUAUCAAUGAUAGUGAAGGUCUUAUUAUAUAGGUUGCUAAGUAAACCACAAUUUGUACCUAAAAAUUUUAAUCUCACUGAUCCAGUAAGAAUCAAUAUAAAGACAAUAAACUCUGUUAUUUAUGAAAUCUUUUUAUUGUACAUAAGAGGAGCAACUGCUAUCUAACCAAAUAAUACAAAGGAUUUGCCUAUAGAAAAUAUGGUGAAAGAGAAAAAAGAUAUGUAUUACCUACUUGACAACUUUGAAGCAACAGAAGAGGAAAAAGCCAAAUUAGAGGAAGCAAAUUUGAAAGCCAAUUCCAAGGAUGAGAGGAUAGAUGAACCAAUGUUAUAUCCACUCUAUAGUGGCAGAGAGAUGGCAGCUUUGUAUUUAAAAUUAUUUAUCUGGAUAGUUUUGACGGAGAACGACAAUUUGUUACAAUGUUUCAAUAGAUGGUGGAGGGUUGGUGUGAGAAGGUUUGCAACAUUCUGCAGAAUUACAGAAAUGAGAAGGAGACCAAAAGGAAGGAGGAACUGAGAAAAAGGAGGGAGGCAAUCAACAACUCACUUGCGAUUAAGAGAGAUGCAGUGAAUAAAAAAAUUCAAUUCAAUAAACAAAGAGAUUAAUAGAUAUCAUAAGAGAUAGAGGAACUCAAGAUAAAGAUUGCUGAGAGCAGCGAAAAUGCAAAACGGGCUAAAGAAAGUUAUGAUUAAAUGCAAAGAUAAAGGGAGGAGAGACAUAACAAUAUGUUGUUGGGGCCGAGGAAUAUGGGUUAAUAAAUGCCUGACCAAUAAGAUGGCCAAUAUGGAUAACCAAUGAGAAGAUAGUUUUGA
Paramecium octaurelia is the source of this 2649-nucleotide messenger RNA. Lineage: Eukaryota; Ciliophora; Oligohymenophorea; Peniculida; Parameciidae. The record is from the annotation of a GenBank genome assembly.